Molecule: messenger RNA, 7838 nt
Organism: Amphibalanus amphitrite
Lineage: Eukaryota; Metazoa; Arthropoda; Thecostraca; Balanomorpha; Balanidae
Gene: ck
Product: myosin-VIIa-like
Exons: 44
Coding region: 330-6995 (2221 amino acids)
Cellular component (GO): cytoskeleton; myosin complex
Molecular function (GO): protein binding; cytoskeletal motor activity; ATP binding
Source: RefSeq, a predicted model, not a curated record
UCGGGGUGCCGGACCGAGCAGCGAGGUGUGUGCGUGUGUGCGAGCUGUGUCCGUACCGAGAGCCGAGUACGCCCGCGAGGCGCUGCAGGACCCCGGAGAAAGGGGAGCGGAAAGCUCACCGUCGCUGCCGCCCACUGAGCUGCGUCGGUACAAACAGAGAUCCACUGGAGGGGAUGCGCUGACGCCUGACUAUGGUCAUUGUUACUCGCUUCUACUGAAGGAGAAGAACUCAGUGACCACACUUCACCAGUCCACCAACUGACGGGACCAGUGACCGGAGAGGGUUCUCGGGGUCGCCACCGGAGGGCAGCACCGGCGCGGUCGCCGCCAUGGCCAAGGACGACACGGUGCGAUCCGUGCAGUCCUCGCAGGCCGACGAUGAGGACCCGUCGCCGCUGGACCCGCAGACCCAGCUGUACCGACACGGAGACGGGUACGAGAUCGUCGAAAGAGUCGCCAACAAGAUCAUCAUCAAAGGGGACUACAUAUGGAUCGAGCCGGCGGCGCGCAGGGAGUUCGACGUGGCCAUCGGCGCCCGGGUGGUGUCGGCAGAGGGGAGACGCAUCCAGGUGGUCGAUGACGACGAAAAGGAGCAAUGGCUGACCCCCGAGAGACGCAUCAAGGCCAUGCACCCGACGUCCGUGCAGGGCGUCGAGGACAUGAUCUCGCUGGGCGACCUGCACGAGGCCGGCAUUCUGCGGAACCUGCUCAUCCGCUACAACGAGAACCUCAUCUAUACAUACACGGGGUCAAUUCUCGUGGCGGUCAACCCGUACCAGAUCUUGCCCAUCUACACUGCCGAACAGAUCAAGCUCUAUCGAGACAAAAAGAUCGGCGAGCUUCCCCCGCACAUAUUCGCCAUCGGAGACAACUGCUACGCUAACAUGAAGCGCCAGAAGACCGACCAGUGUAUUGUUAUUAGCGGCGAAUCAGGAGCCGGUAAGACGGAGAGCACCAAGCUGAUCCUGCAGUACCUGGCGGCCAUCUCCGGAAAACACUCGUGGAUCGAACAGCAGAUCCUCGAGGCCAACCCCAUCCUCGAAGCCUUCGGCAACGCCAAGACGAUCCGGAACGACAACUCGUCUCGCUUCGGCAAGUACAUCGACAUCCACUUCAACGACCAGGGUACCAUCGAGGGCGCCCGGAUCGAGCAGUACCUGCUGGAGAAGUCGCGCAUCGUGUCGCAGAACAGCGACGAGCGCAACUACCACGUCUUCUACUGCAUGCUGGCCGGCAUGACCAAGGAGCAGAAGCAGCAGCUGGAGCUGCAGGCGCCCACCCAGUACCGCUACCUCACCGGCGGUGGGACGAUCACCUGCGAGGGCCGUGACGACGCGGCCGAGUUUGCCGACAUCCGCUCCGCCAUGAAGGUGCUCAUGUUCAGCGACACAGACAUCUGGGAGGUGCUGAAGCUGCUGGCCGCCAUCCUGCACAUGGGCAACAUCAAGUUCGACCCCACUGUCGUCGACAACAUCGACUCAUCCGAGGUCCGCGACAUGACGAACGUGAACCGGUGCGCCAAACUGCUCGGGGCGGGAGGACAGGCGCUGGGCAUGGCCAUCACAUCGCGUACCAUCUUCGCCCAGGGAGAGACCGUGAGGUCGCUGCUAUCAGUCGACCAGGCCAUGGACGUAAGAGACGCCUUCUGCAAGGGAAUCUACGGCAGGCUCUUCGUCUGGAUCGUUAGCAAGAUCAACUCGGCCAUCUACCGGCCCAAGAAGACCUUCAGGUCGUGCAUCGGUGUGCUCGACAUCUUCGGCUUCGAGAACUUCAGAACCAACAGCUUCGAGCAGUUCUGCAUCAACUUCGCCAACGAGAACCUGCAGCAGUUCUUCGUGCAGCACAUCUUCAAGCUGGAGCAGGAGGAGUACAACCUGGAGGCCAUCAAUUGGCACCACAUCGAGUUCGUCGACAACCAGGACGCGCUCGACAUGAUCGCCGUCCGACCGCUCAACAUCAUGGCGCUCAUCGACGAGGAGAGCAAGUUCCCCAAGGGCACGGACCAGACGAUGUUGAACAAGCUGCACAAGACCCACGGCGACAACGUCAACUAUCUGAAGCCCAAGUCGGACAUGAACGCCUCGUUCGGCAUGAACCACUUCGCCGGCGUCGUCUUCUACGACGCAAGAGGUUUCCUGGAGAAGAACCGAGACUCGUUCAGUGCCGACCUGAUGCAGAUCGUGCACAGCUCGACCAACAAGUUCAUGCACACACUGUUCCAGGAGGACCUCAACAUGGGAUCAGAGACGAGGAAGAAGGCGCCGACUCUGUCGACGCAGUUCAAGAAGUCGCUGGACUCGCUGAUGAGAACCCUCUCCAGCUGCCAGCCGUUCUUCAUCCGCUGCGUCAAGCCCAACGAGUUCAAAAAGCCCAUGAUCUUCGACCGGGAGCUGUGCUGUCGCCAGCUGCGCUACUCCGGCAUGAUGGAGACGAUCCGGAUCCGCCGCGCCGGGUACCCGAUCCGGCAUACCUUCGGCGAGUUCGUCGAGCGCUACCGCUUCCUCAUCAGCGGCUGCCCGCCGCCCCACAAGGUCGACUGCCGGGCAGCUACCUCCAAAAUCUGCAAGGAGGUGCUGGGCCGCUCCGACUACCAGCUCGGCAAGAAUAAGGUGUUCCUGAAGGACUCGCAGGACCUGUUCCUGGAGCAGGAGCGAGACCGUGUGCUGACCAAGAAGAUCCUGAUCCUGCAGCGCUCCAUCAAGGCCUGGUACCACCGGCGGCGGUUCCUGCGUAUGCGCGCUGCGGCCAUCACGAUCCAGCGUGUGUGGCGUGGCUACGCCCAGAAGCGAGCCUACCAGCACAUGCGCGUCGGCUACAUGCGGCUCCAGGCGCUCAUCAGGUCUCGCGUGCUCUCGCACCGCUUCAAGCACCUGCGAGGUCACGUGGUCUCUCUGCAGGCGCGGUGCCGCGGCUUCCUGGUGCGUCGCGAGUUCAACCGGCGCAACUGGGCCACCACCACCAUUCAGGCCUACGCGCGCGGCAUGAUCGCCCGCCGACGCUACAAGAAGAUGAAGAUGGAGUACCGGGCCCGCAUGGAGUACCUGCGCCUCAGGGACGAGGAGGAAGCCCACCUCCGGAGGCAGGUCGGCCAGAGGGAGGCCAAGAAACUGGCCGAGGGCAAAUUCAGGGAGCGUCUGGAGGAGCUGGAGCGGCGCGAGCAGGAGGAGGAGCUGGAGGAGCAGCGCGGUCGGGACGCUGUGCGCGUGGUGCUCUCCGAGGCCGAGCGGCGCCAGAUGGAGCCCAUCGACGACUCAAAGAUGGUGGACGACGUGUUCGGCUUCCUGCAGCCGGACGGGGCAGGCGAGGCGGCCGCCAGCCAGGCCUUCGGGGGUUUCCAGCCCCUGCCGAAGGGUCCCGCCAACGGAGAGGUCAUCUCCGCACUUCCAGCCGCGCCCGAGGAGGUUGAGGACCUCAGCGAGUUCAAGUUCGCCAAGUUCGCGGCCACGUUCUUCCAGGGCAACGUGGGCCCGCAAUACUCGCGGAAGGCGCUCAAGCAGUCGUUGCUGCCACUUCAGACUCAGGGCGAUCAGCUGGCCGGUCUGGCGCUGUGGAUCACGAUCCUACGCUUCAUGGGCGACAUGCCUGAGCCCAAGUACCACACGAUGGACCGCGACAACACGUCCGUCAUGUCCAAGGUGACGGCCACUCUCGGCAGGAACUUCGUCAAGACCAAGGAGUUCCAGGAGGCGCAGCUCAUGGGAAUGGAACAGGAGAUGAUGGCGGCAGCGGCCGAGGGCUAUGGCAGUGGGGAGUACCUGAAGUCGAAGCCCCGCUCCAUCCGGAACAAGCUCGUCUCGCUGACGCUGAAGCGGAAGACCAAGCUAGGCGAGGACGUGCGCCGGAAGCUGGAGGAGGACAGCUACACCACGGAGAGCUACACCUCGUGGCUCGAGUCGCGGCCCACCUCCAACCUGGAGAAGCUGCACUUCAUCAUCGGUCACGGCAUCCUGCGCGCAGAACUCAGGGACGAGAUCUACUGUCAGAUCUGCAAGCAGCUGACGAACAACCCCUCGAAGUCGUCGCACGCCCGCGGCUGGAUCCUGCUGUCGCUCUGCGUCGGGUGCUUCUCGCCGUCCGAAAACUUCGUCAAGUACCUGCGCUGCUUCAUCCGCGAGGGGCCGCCUGGCUACGCGCCCUACUGUGACGAGCGGCUGCGGAGGACAUUCAGCAACGGCACGCGCAACCAGCCGCCCAGCUGGCUGGAGCUUCAGGCGACCAAGAACAAGAAGCCGCUGAUGCUGCCCAUCACGUUCAUGGACGGCAACACCAAGACGCUGCUGGCCGACUCUGCCACCACGGCCCGCGAACUCUGCAACCAGCUGAGCGACAAGAUCGGGCUCAAGGACCAGUUCGGCUUCUCACUCUACAUCGCCCUCUUCGACAAGGUCUCGUCGCUGGGCUCCGGCGGUGACCACGUGAUGGACGCCAUCUCCCAGUGCGAGCAAUACGCCAAGGAACAGGGAGCGCAGGAGCGGAACGCGCCCUGGCGGCUCUUCUUCAGGAAGGAGAUUUUCGCGCCGUGGCACGACCCGGAGGAGGACAACGUCGCUACCAACCUCAUCUACCAGCAGGUGGUGCGAGGAGUCAAGUUCGGCGAGUACCGCUGCGACAAGGAGGAGGACCUGGCGAUGAUCGCCGCCCAGCAGUACUACAUCGAGUUCAGCUCCGACAUGAACCAGGAGCGACUGAUCGGCCUCCUGCCCAACUACAUCCCCGACUACUGUCUGAACGGCAUCGACAACACGGUCGAAAAGUGGGCGCAGCUCGUCCAGCAGGCGUUCAAAAAGAGCUACUACAUGAAGGAGCGCGCCCAGGCCCUGAAGGUGAAGGAGGACGUUGUCAGCUACGCCAAGCUCAAGUGGCCACUGCUCUUCUCCAGGUUCUACGAGGCCUUCAAGUACUCUGGCCCGAACCUGCCGAAGAACGACGUCAUCAUCGCCGUCAACUGGACCGGCGUGUACGUGGUGGACGACCAGGAGCAGGUGCUGCUCGAACUCAGCUUCCCCGAGAUCACACAGGUCUCCAGUCAAAAGACCAACAAGACGCAGCAGCAGACGUUCACGCUGGCCACUGUGCGUGGCGAGGAGUUCACCUUCACCAGCCCCAACUCGGAGGACAUCCGCGACCUCGUCGUCUACUUCCUCGAGGGCCUGAAGAAGCGCUCCCGCUACGUCAUCGCCCUGCAGGACUACAAGGCUCCUGGAGAGGGCAGCAGUUUCCUGAACUUCCGCAAGGGCGACUUGAUCCACCUGGAGGACGACAGCACCGGCGAGACGGUGAUGAACAGCGGCUGGUGUGUGGGCACGUGCCAGAGGGACGGCGGCCGAGGCGACUUCCCCGCCGAGACGGUGUACGUGCUGCCGGCGCUCACCCGGCCGCCGCCAGACAUCCUGGCGCUGUUCGCGGCUGAGGGUGCCGAGCACGGCAGGAAGCUGUACACGCCGCAGCAGAAUAACCAGGGCGACACUGGCGAGCGGCCGCACACGCUGGAGGAGUACUCCAUCGACCACUUCAGGACGCCGACGAAGCGGACCAUGUCUCGCAGUCUGAAGAUGGCGACGCGCAGCAACCGGGACGACCUGUGGCGUCACUCGCGCGACCCGCUGAAGCUGCCGCUGCUGAAGAAGCUGCAGAACAAGGAGGAGCUGUCCCAGGAGGCCUGCGCCGCCUUCACCGCCGUCCUCAAGUACAUGGGGGACCUGCCUAGCAAGCGGACCCGCAGCGGCAACGAACUGACGGACGCCAUCUUCGAGGGACCGCUCAAACACGAGAUCCUGCGCGACGAGAUCUACUGCCAGAUCAUGAAGCAGCUCACCGACAACCGGAGCCGGCUGAGUGAGGAGCGAGGCCUGGAGCUGAUGUGGCUGGCCACAGGACUGUUCGCCUGCAGCCAAACGCUGCUCAAGGAGCUAACACUAUUCCUGAGGACGCGACGUCAUCCGAUCUCCAUCGACUCGCUGCACCGGCUCCAGAAGACGCUGAAGACCGGCCAGCGCAAGUAUCCGCCGCACCAGGUGGAGGUGGAGGCCAUCCAGCACAAGACUACCCAGAUCUUCCACAAGGUCUACUUCCCAGACGACACAGAUGAGGCAUUCGAGGUGGACUCGUCGACUCGUGCGAAGGACUUCUGUCACAACAUCGCGCAGCGGUUGAACCUGAAGUCGAGCGAAGGCUUCAGCCUGUUCGUCAAGAUCGCCGACAAGGUGAUCUCAGUGCCCGAGGGAGAUUUCUUCUUCGACUUCGUCCGACACCUCACGGACUGGAUCAAGAAGGCCAAACCAUCACGAGACGGCACGAUACCUCAGUUCACCUACCAAGUCUUCUUCAUGAAGAAGCUGUGGACCAAUACAGUUCCGGGCAAGGAUAAGAACGCCGACAUCAUCUUCCACUUCCACCAGGAGCUGCCGAAGCUGCUCAGAGGCUACCACAAGUGCAGCCGAGAGGAGGCGGCGCGGCUGGCCGCCCUCAUCUACCGGGUGCGUCACGGAGAGAGCAAGCAGGAGCUGCAGUCGGUGCCGCAGCUGCUGCGCGAGCUGGUGCCCGCCGACCUGGUCAAGGCGCAGAGCAGCAGCGAGUGGAAACGCAGCAUCGUGGCCGCCUACAACCAGGAUGCAGGCAUGGGUCCCGAGGACGCAAAGGUGAACUUCCUCAAGAUCAUCUACCGAUGGCCCACGUUCGGCUCGGCCUUCUUCGACGUGAAGCAGACGACCGACCCCAACUACCCGGAGCACCUGCUGAUUGCCAUCAACAAGCAGGGCGUCAGCCUCAUCCACCCGCAGACCAAGGACGUGCUCAUCACGCAGCCCUUCACCCGCAUCUCCAACUGGUCCUCGGGCAACACCUACUUCCACAUGACCAUAGGUAACCUGGUGCGGGGCUCCAAGUUGCUGUGCGAGACCUCGCUCGGCUACAAGAUGGACGACCUGCUGACCUCCUACAUCUCGCUGAUGCUGAACAACAUGAACCGGCAUAAGACGCUCAGUCGAGUCAAGUGAGGGCCGCCGGUCACACAGGGGUGUCCGGCAAGAGGUCGUCCCACGUUGUUGAUCAUGAUGUCGUUAGUGUUUUACAUCGAUGAUUGGAACGUGCGAGCGGUCUGGUGGGUCCUCGUCCGACCCGCAGUGUUUCUGACCACGUCACGCGCUGGGGAACCCCCGGAUGACCAGGGACGAGGGAUUGUGACCCCGGAGACACGACUGCGAGUGAGUGCAGAGGUGUGAAUGGAGAACGAUAGUGCGAGCGAUGCGGGACUGCUGUGCCGCCACCACUAGCAAACUGGUGAAAUCAGUGUGAUCUUGUCUGACCCGUAAUUCCAGUGUUUGCAUUCCAUCGCUUUGUAGAGGAAUGUAUCGCAAGGAAAUCCGCGCCCAUGAAGAAAUCCGCGCCAGUGCCUUUAUAUCAGGCCCAUAUGCACGCCCGCUUUGGAUGAAUCCGGGAAAUGAUCAAUAUUUAUUGAGAACGGGAGUCCGUGCCCUGCCUUUGUAUAUCGUAUUUUACCUUGCUGUGGUAGUGGGAACAAGUAGGUAAAAUAUUCUUACCAAGAUCGUGCAGAUAUUUAUGUACUAUUUGAGAUUGUCCGUUGUGAGACAGUGAAACGCGAAGGCAGCUUUGAUGUGAACCAUUCCGCCCAUGCCGAGAACCAGUCAGUCAUGAGGCUGGCCGUGGCGACAAUUUGUGAAGGUCAUGACGCCUUCGAAGCUAAUGUUUUGCCGCCAGCUGUCGCGAGCUGGUCGUGGGAAGAGGCUGAAUGAUGUUGAGCUGGCAGGUUUCAUGGACCGGUAAUUAAAGAGCAGAUAAUCAGUGCCCAGUUGAUGAGAAAAUAAAGAACUUGUCAACAA